AAACUUUGAAUACUCCGCCUGUCUCACAUACAUGUAUUGCCUUGAAAGUCACCCAGCAGCAAUAUUCAGUAGGAGGAAUCACCAUGCACAGCCUAAAAAGACCCCGGAGCCCCUCAGAGCCUGGGCCAUCAGGAAGCGAUGUGUGUAAGAAGCACAGCAGGCGUCUGGAUGUUUACUGCCGCGACGAUAAGAAGCUGAUAUGUGAGGAGUGUGCUUCGGGUGAGCAUAAUGAACACAUCACUGCUCUGGUGAAAGAGGAAAGGAAAAGGAAACAGGUGAGCAAAGCAAAUACGAAUCAAACACAGAGUUACCAAGUGAGCCGAGCAAUCAAACUGUAAACCCUUGAAGUAAAAUAAAAAAGUAAACGUGAAUUAAAGUUACUCAGAUAAUCUUAUUUUCUCGCGUGUAGAAAGCUUAUGUGAUUUGAUCACGACGUACUGAUAUGGGUGUGGUCGAAGUGUAUUUCCCUCCUUUUUGUGUUAACUUUUUUCACACUUAUGAGCUUUUUGCAUCGUUGUUCGUGUGAUGUACAGUGUGAAAAAGUAUUUGCCCCCUACUGGAUUUCUUUUAUUUUUGCUUUUUUGUCACACUGACAUGUUUCAGAUCAUUCAAUAAAAUUUAAUUUAGGAGGAAGACAGUGAGUGGACAUAAAACACAGUUUUUAAAUGAUCAUUUCAUUUAUUGAAAGUAAAGAAUUAUUGAAAACCAAAAUCACCAAUGUGAAAAAGUAAUUGCCCCCUUAACUUAAUAACUGGUUGUGCCACCCUUUGCUGCAACAACUGCAAUCAAGCAUUUGCGAUAACUAGCAAUGAGUCUUUUACAUCGCUGGAGAGGAAUUUUGGCCCACUCUUCUUUGCAGAACUGUUUUAAUUCAUCCACAUUGGAAGGUUUUCGAGCAUGAACAGCCCGCUUAAGAUCAUGCCACAGCAUCUCGAUCGGAUUCAGGUCCGGACUUUGACUAGGCCACUCCAAAACCUUAAUUUGUUUUUUUUUUGAGCCAUUCUGAGGUGAACUUGCUGGUGUGCUUCGGAUCAUUGUCUUGCUGCAUAACCCAAGUGCGCUUGAGUUUAAGGUCACGAACUGAUGGCCGGACAUUCUCCUUCAGGAUUCUUUGAUAGAGAGCAGAAUUCAUGGUUCCUUCGAUUAUUGCAAGUUGUCCAGGCCCCGAAGUAGCAAAGCAGCCCCAGACCAUCACACUACCACCACCAUGUUUGACUGUUGGUAUGAUGUUCUUUUUAUCAAAUGCUUUGUUGGUUUUUUGCCAGAUGUAAUGAGACACACACCUUCCAAAAAGUUCCCAUUUUGUCUCAUCAGUCCACAGAAUAUUUUCCCAGAAGUCUUGGGGAUCAUCCAGGUGUUUUUUGGAAAAUGUGAAACGAGUCUUUAUGUUCUUUUUGGACAGCAGUGGUUUUCGCCUUGGAACUCUGCCAUGGAUGCCACUUAUGCCCAGUCUUUUUCUUAUGGUCGAAUCGUGAACACUGACCUUAACUGAGGCAAGUGAGGCCUGCAGUUCUUUAGAUGUUGUUCUAGGAUCUUUUGUGACCUCCUCGAUGAGUCAUCGAUGGGCUCUUGAAGUAAUUUUGGUUGGCCACCCACUCCUGGGAAGGUUCACCACUGUUCCAAGCUUUCUCUAUUUGUGUAUAAUGGCUCUCACAGUGGUUCGUUGGAGUCCCAGAGCCUUAGAAAUGGCUUUGUAACCCUUUCCGGACUGAUGGAUGUCAAUUACUGUUUUUCUCAUCUGCUCACUGAUUUCCUUAGAUCGCUGCAUGAUGUGUUGCUUUUUGAGAUCUUUUAGCCAUCUUCGUGUUGUCAGACAGGUUCUAUUUAAGUGAUUUCUUGAUUUUACGAGUCUGGUAGUAAUUGGGUGUGGGUGUGGCUAGUGAAAUUGAACUCAGCUUUCCAAAAAAUAUGGUUAAUCAUAGUUCACUCACAAUUUGACAAGAGGGGCAAUUACUUUUUCACACAGGGCCAGGUUGAUUUGGAUGGCAUUUUCCCUUCAUAAAUGAAAUAAUCAUUUAAAAACCGCAUUUUGUAUUUACUUGGGUUAUCUUUGUUUGAUUAGAAUUUGUUUGAUGAUCUGGAACUUUUAAGUCUGGAAAAUGUGCAAAAAAUAGAGGUAAUCCGUAAGGGGGCAAAUACUUUUUCACAGCACUGUAGGCAUAGACUGUGGUUUUAGGCCUAAUAGGCAAAUGUACCUAAGUGAUACGAAAGAUUUUCUUUGUUUUCACCCUUUUCACAUCAGUGUGCAGCUGUCCGUUUCCUCAAAAAAGUUUGUUGAAGUUGCUUCGGUCCGCAUUUUUUUUUUUGUAGGAUGGCAGGGGAAGGUCCCGCCCUCCUUCACUUCAGAUUGGCUAGAAGUGCUGGGCUCCGAUUGGUUAUUCCUUAUGGCUGUGAAACUUCAUCGUCUGUCGAGUUCAUAGACUGUAUAUAGAAUGGACAGUGUCUGCCUCUUUGCCGGGUGAAGCCAGCCUGAGAACAGCCCCCUCUGGUGACAGGCUGUAGUAUAGGUCAUAAAUCCUGCUUCCUCCAGCAAUCCCUAUGGAGCCGUGGACCAACUUUAGAAAUUUAUUACACAGAAUAUACAUUUUUCUCCCCCUUGGUUGUGAUAUUGACAUGUAGUUACUGUCAGACUGGUUUGUGCCCAAGUCCUCUUUUUUCUGCACAGCUUUAUUUUUAAAAGUAAUUAGGGGGUUCAUUAUUGACACUUGAUACAGCCUAUGGAUUUACGAAGAUUGCGUAGCUCACCUAGGGGAUAUGCUGUUUGAGCCGAGCGUCAUCACAUCGACUCUCAGUGACUCUCCCGUCGAAUGCGUACAAUGCUACUGUGUGUGCAACGCUACUGCGCAAUGUUGGUUUCAGGAAAUGAAGAAAAAUCGCGGAAAUACUGAGAGCCUUCUGAUGGAAGGCGGAACCAAGUUGUCCAUAGUACAUACAGUCUAUGGUCGGGUUAGGGUUAGGCAGAGCCGGCCCAAGGGUAAGGAGAUUCUGAAUUGCGAUAAUGUUCUGUAAUGUUCUGUUGGAUGUACAGAGCCUACAGCCCAUGCUCGGCUUGAGCAUUUGAUGACGUUUCCAGCUUUUCUAGCCAACCACAGGCGAAGGAGGCGGGACCAUCCAACAAAAAAAAAUACCACGGUCUGAUGUGGAUCGUGCUGCAUUCAUCUGCUCUUCGGACUUUAAUGUAUUUCCUAUGCAGUGAUGAGCUAGCCUAAUUUAUCAGGUUAUUUAACCUGACUAGUUUUAGUGGGUCAGUCUGGUUUGAACCUCGCACAAGUGGCCCCUCUUUUGACACACUGUCUGACCUGUGCUGACAGACUCCAGGGUGAUAGUAAUCAUGGAAAAAGCAGAGCCACAUAGCAGCUAGUUUUAUGUCUUUUGAGGUUUUGAGGUGUGAUGGUGGGGAGGAGUUGCUCGGCCCCCUAAACCAGUAUCAAAGACAGUAACAAGGGCAGAACUGCAUCUUUGUAGCCCUCACAACAAGAAGGAUAAACCAGUGACAUGCAUGUCUGAGUAUAUUCAUAUGUAGAGCUUGCACUGUUUGUUUACAUGACCCCACAACACUAUAACAAUGUGUAAAAUCACACACUAGGUCAGUUCUUCACAAACUUAAACAAAUGACAUGUAUGUCCAUAUAACACAACCUGUAGGAAGAGCUGAAGAGUGUGCAGGCAAAAACCCAGGUGAUCCUCGAGAAACAAAGCCAGAAGAGGAGAGACAUGUGGAAGGCCUUGGAAACAAUUGAGGUAACCAAAAGUGUUUUCAAAGAGUCGCAGAGAUUUUAGCAGCAGCCCAAGACUGAUUCCGUAUGCUUGUGUGUACAACAGGAGGAGUCAAGAGCAACAAAGGACUACUGUGAGUGUGUCUUGGCGGAUGUCAUUGACUCUCUUCAGAGACAUUUUAUGUCAGUGAGAGAGGUAAUCGACACUCAGGUGGAGGUGGCAGCAGCUGAGGUGAGGACAUCUCUCCAAACUCUGGGUGAGAAGAUAAAGGAGACGUGUGAGAGGAAGAUUGAGUUAGAGUCAGAGUUGGAUUGUCUGGCACAGGCUGAUGACAUCAGUUUCUUACAGGUACUGUGGUUAUAACUCAUCACUAGAUAUUCAACCUUAAUCUUUCUCUGUUGAGCAUUCUUCAUUUCUCUGAGCCUCUCACCACAGAAAUGGCCCUCCGUCAAACACCUCUGCAAUCAAGACGCUUCUCAUCCACCAGAGUUUUCAGAAAACUUGCUUCCAUUUGAAACGACUAAAAGAGUGGUUGAACAACUUGGGAGGCGACUGAAGGAAUUUUGUGACGAGCAAUUUGCUGCGAUCUCUCAAAAUGGUAAAUGUCUUUACCAUGAUUCUGAAAAUCCUUCAAAAUUCGACAUAUUUUGGCAAACCAUGACUAGAUGUCUGUCACUUUAAGCAGCAUUUUGCAAGCUGUUCAUGUUUGAUGUUUGUACAGCUUGGGGCAUUUAAGUUAUCAGUUGUGUUUUUGCAACAUGUUUCUGUCUAUGCACUCACGUUUUCUGCUGUUGCACCCUGAAAUUUCUCAUAGGUCCCCCUGAGGAGGAAAACAGCAGGACAGACCAGGAUGUUGAACCUAAAACCAGAGCAGAGUUUCUGCAGUGUGAGUUAACAUUUUAGACUUUUAGCACUUUGAUGCUUGAUACCUGAACCUCAGAUGUACACAGUGAUGAGGGGUGUGUUACACUUAAGAAUAAUACAUAUUUAAGUGUUAUACAGCACUUUGUCCUUCAUUGCAGUUUUCUUAAAGCUUCACUUUAUAUUUAUAACAUUCAAAUCAGAGGAGAAGUUUCUAUUACUACUAAAGGCUUAAACAGAGGUUCACAAACUUUUUGGCUGGUAACAAAAAUAAAUGCGAAAAAGUGAAACAGAGCAGAGGCUGUUAGUGUGAUUUUUUCAUCAUCACUCUAACAACUGGGUUUCCAACCGGUAUCAAAAAAUUCUCUGACUAACCCUUUAUUUAUCAGCUACAAAUCGAUACUUCUACAGAAGUAAAAGAUAUAAACUGCUCUCACUACCAAACUACAAAUAAACCACAACUGUAUUUUUUAAGUAACUCUGUUUACCACUUCUCUCUACAUUAUUGCAGAUGCAUGUGACCUCAAGUUUGACCCCUUCACAGCUCAUGAAGACCUGAUCAUUUCUGAGGCAGGAAAAGUGGUCAAACUGAGUCCUAACAAAACAAAGAUUUCAGGUCCUUACCCACAGCAAUUUCUCCGCCGCCGACAGGUGCUGUGCAAGGAAGGCCUGCAGGCUGAGCGCUGUUACUAUGAGGUGGAGGUAGCAGGAGACAAGGUGGAGAUUGCUCUCACUUAUAAAGAAAUAGCCAGGAAGUCCCUUACGAACCAGUCAGCUUUUGGGGCCAAUGCUAUGUCCUGGAGUCUUGAUUGCUCCACCAACUACUCUGUGAGCCACAAAGGUGACAGCAUCCAGCUCCUGACACCACGAGCUGUAAACAAGAUCGGAGUCUAUUUAAAGUUUAAGGAGGGAACUCUGUCAUUCUACGAGGUGUCAGACACAAUGAAGCUUCUGCACACUGUGAAAGACACAUUUACAAAGCCGCUCUAUCCAGGCUUCUGGCUCGGAGAGAAAUGCUGGAUUAGAAUCUGUGGUUUGUGGUGACUAUAAUCAUAUGGCCUAUUUGAUAGUAACCGUAUUUUAACCACAUUAUUCUGACAUUCUUCGGGACUAGAUGAUGAAUGCUAGCAUUACAUAUCUUUGCUUAUACCUCACACACAGAUUUACAUUUAUUUUCCUCUUUUAGGGUCUGUUUUUUUCAGAAACUUGGUUUUAUAUACUUAUAUAUAUAUUUUUUUCCCAUACAAAGCAGUCCCACAAUAAACUGCAGAUAUGACCGUAUAUUCAUGUGUUAUGCUUAUGUAAUAAAAAUAUGCUAAAGAGUAAAAUCAUAUAAUUUAUGCAAAAGUAACGACAAAGUUUUCUCUGUGAUUAGAGCAAAUUUUCUUAAACAUUUUAAACUAUUUUGUUUUUUAAAAACAGGAUUUUAAAUAACUGUAGAAAUGAGUAUUUUUGCAAUGUUUACCAUUUCUAAUGUUUCCUGAACCUCAAUGAAAGUCUUAAUCACAUAAGACAGGUGCUGGUGUUUUAUAUCAAAAAAGAAAAACAUUUGUGGUUCUUGUGUUGCCUGAGUCUGUUUAGGUUCAUUUAGGUCAUUCCACUUUUUUGUUAUAUGUUCUACUCUUCUAAUGCUUUGUUUUUAUGAAUGCAAAUUACCAAAGUACUUUGUAAAUUCCUGUUUUAUUAAAUGCUGUACAAAUGAAAUUAUUUUCAUAAAAAUUGGAAGUGCUUGAAAUUACAUUUUAAUGUCCUUAGCAGUGGCCAGGAUUAAUACAACUAUGUUAGCAUCUGUGUAAAAUAAAGAAGAAAUCACUGCCCACCA
This is a messenger RNA of Xyrichtys novacula (pearly razorfish), 6399 nucleotides long. Lineage: Eukaryota; Metazoa; Chordata; Actinopteri; Labriformes; Labridae. The record is from the annotation of a GenBank genome assembly.